CAGUGAGCCAAAACUCGCCUAAAUAUACGAAAUGAUAUCAUCUGUUUUAUAACAAAUUUACGUAAGAAAUGAUACGCCCAAAUAUUCAAUGUUGUUCAUAAAAGAAAAGAAGUAAUUGCGAGACGAAUCUUCCUGGGGAUUUUUCGAGUUACUUUUGUUCAUAAAAAGACAGACAGUAAUUUAUCGCAAUAUGGUUGCCGUGAGCAGCAACCAGUUUGUCGUGUUCGCUACAUUGUGUUCAAUUAUCUGGCAAGUUGGGUUCGUUUUAGGAGGCGCGAUAGGUAAAAAAGAAUGUAACGAAGCCGUUGGUCUACAAUCAGGAGACGUAGACGACAAAGACAUCAAAGUCAGUAGUAAACGAAAAGAUUUUGAUGUCCUAGAUGCUUGGUGCCCGUCCAUUAUAAACAGAAAGCAAUAUUUCCAACUCAAUUUGGGGCUCAAGACAAAAAUAACCAAAGUGAGCACGCAAGGGAGACUGGGAGAUUUAGACAGACAUGUUAAGUCCUACAGACUGUAUUAUAGUAUGGAUGGCCACGACUGGAGGGUAUACAAGAGGGAUGGUGUGGAUAAGAUCUUUAAAGGGAACAAGAAUUCUUUCGAUGUCGUCGACCAUAACAUACAUCCAGCUAUUGUGGCAAAAUACAUCAGAAUAAAUCCAACAGCUUGGAAAAAUGACAUAUGUUUAAGGGUCGAGUACUACGGCUGCGAUGCGUGAUGUUCUUUCAAGUAGUCAAGAGCUUCGAAGACUUCGCUAACAAACGCAAAUAGAACACGCUUCAAUUUACGGCAAUGAGCUAUUUCACUUGUAUUCCACGUUAGAAACUCUUUGAAUAAGUUUACGUUUACGUAACUCUUCCCGUUACGAAGCGUCUUCCUCAAACUGGUGCAUGUUUAAUAUUACUUUUAGUGGAUGAUACUCAGUGGGAUUUGGGAGGACUUCCAUUUGAAAAAGGUAAAGAUUCUAGACGAUAAUCUCAAUCAUUCCAAUCGACAGACUCAUGUCCUCGAUGAUGUCAAUAAUUCAUUAAUAUGUAAACAGUUUUGAGUGUAAACAAUAGGGUAUGUGUGUUAUUUGUUCAUUGAGAACAAAAGUCGCAAAAUGGGAUAGAGAUGAAUAAUACACUACAUAAUUAAAGCAGAAUUUUUUGUUUAACAGGCUGCUACAGACCUAUAGCUGUAAAUAAUCAUUCAUACAACUACAACUAGAAAAAGAAAAGUAAUAUUAACUAAAAUUAUAUUCUUCAGAUGUUUUUAUAGUUAGAAAA
Xenia sp. Carnegie-2017 is the source of this 1265-nucleotide messenger RNA. Its product is annotated as lactadherin-like. The record is from RefSeq and is a predicted model, not a curated record. Lineage: Eukaryota; Metazoa; Cnidaria; Anthozoa; Malacalcyonacea; Xeniidae. The transcript is spliced from 5 exons. The coding region runs from base 191 to 715 and encodes 174 amino acids.